CUCUUCCCCCACCCUGCCAACUGAUUACACUCGCCUGACUGACGUCUGUUGUUCUUCGUUGUUGGCCCUACCCUUCCCUGUCAAUGCCCACACCCCCUCCCCAGAGUGGGGCCAGGCCAGGCCAGCUCCUCUGGCAGCAUAGCUGGGGCAGGUGACAGGCUGGCAUCACAGCUGAAGGAGUGAGGAGGCGCCUGGGAACCGGAGCUGGAAACCUGGGAGAGGUCCAGUCAGAGCCCAAGAGCCCGAGCUACUUCUCAACCUGUCAGCCAUGGGGGAGAUGGAGCAGCUACGGCAGGAAGCUGAACAGCUCAAGAAGCAGAUUGCAGAUUCCAGGAAAGCCUGUACUGACACUACUCUGGCAGAGCUUGUGUCUGGCCUAGAAGUCGUGGGACGAGUCCAGAUGCGGACGAGGCGGACAUUAAGGGGGCACCUGGCCAAGAUUUAUGCCAUGCACUGGGCCACUGACUCCAAGUUGCUAGUAAGUGCUUCGCAAGACGGAAAGCUGAUCGUGUGGGACACCUAUACCACCAAUAAGGUACAUGCCAUUCCUCUGCGCUCCUCCUGGGUCAUGACCUGUGCCUAUGCCCCAUCAGGGAACUUUGUGGCAUGUGGGGGGCUGGACAACAUGUGCUCCAUCUACAGCCUCAAAUCCCGUGAGGGGAAUGUCAAGGUCAGCAGGGAACUCUCUGCUCAUACAGGUUAUCUCUCCUGCUGCCGCUUUCUGGACGACAACAACAUUGUGACCAGUUCAGGGGACACCACGUGUGCUCUGUGGGAUAUCGAGACUGGGCAGCAGAAGACUGUGUUUAUGGGACACACAGGGGACUGCAUGAGCCUGUCUGUGUCUCCCGACUUCAAACUCUUCAUUUCGGGCGCCUGUGAUGCCAGCGCCAAGCUCUGGGACGUGCGGGAGGGGACUUGCCGGCAGACGUUCACUGGCCAUGAGUCAGACAUCAACGCUAUCUGUUUCUUCCCAAGUGGAGAGGCCAUCUGCACAGGCUCAGACGAUGCCUCCUGCCGCCUGUUUGACCUGCGGGCAGAUCAGGAGCUGACCGCCUACACCCAUGAGAGCAUCAUCUGCGGCAUCACAUCCGUGGCCUUCUCCCUCAGUGGCCGCCUGCUCUUCGCAGGCUAUGACGACUUCAACUGCAAUGUCUGGGACUCCAUGAAGGGCGAGCGUGUUGGAAUCCUCUCUGGCCACGACAACAGGGUCAGCUGCCUGGGGGUUACAGCUGAUGGGAUGGCGGUGGCCACUGGUUCCUGGGACAGCUUCCUCAAAAUCUGGAACUGAGGAGGCUGGAGGAGGGGAGGUAAAAGGCCAUGAAGACAUUCAGCUGCCCAAUUUCUUUAAGGUUCCUUUAAGGCUUUCUCUUCUAUACCCCAGGUGCCAUUCCCACUAAGCGCUCUCUUUUGAGGACAGUGGGGAACACAGGGAGUGUGCCUUUGGGAGGCAGCAUCAGGGAUGGGCAGAGAACUACCCCAUCUCCUCCCAGGGCCUCCCCACUCCAUGGUCCUGACAGUUUCUCCUUUAAUGAGCAAGGACAACGGACCCUCCCCAACCUUUGGUAGCCCAUUAGGCUUUCGGUAUGAGGCUCCAGGCCCUAGGAUUCCUCCUCCAGAGCUACUACCUUCAUCCAGACCUGUGUGGCACAGGGUGCUCGGCCUCGUGACUAUGGCUCUGGCACCACCAGGGUCCUGGCCCCCUUCUCCUUCAUGCUUUCUCUUUUUUCUACCGUCUUUUUUGCUCUCCAAAGCACCUGCAAUAAAGUAUAGCACCCUGGUA
Molossus molossus (Pallas's mastiff bat) is the source of this 1783-nucleotide messenger RNA. RefSeq names its product G protein subunit beta 3 (gene GNB3). Bases 269 to 1291 code for a protein of 340 amino acids. NCBI's taxonomy places the organism in Eukaryota, Metazoa, Chordata, Mammalia, Chiroptera, Molossidae. The record is from RefSeq and is a predicted model, not a curated record. The transcript is spliced from 10 exons. Gene Ontology annotation, biological process: G protein-coupled receptor signaling pathway. Gene Ontology annotation, cellular component: heterotrimeric G-protein complex; cytoplasm. Gene Ontology annotation, molecular function: protein binding; signaling receptor complex adaptor activity.